Propithecus coquereli (Coquerel's sifaka) is the source of this 1551-nucleotide messenger RNA. It is a transcript of the gene IFNGR2, whose product is annotated as interferon gamma receptor 2 (interferon gamma transducer 1). Gene Ontology annotation, molecular function: protein binding. NCBI's taxonomy places the organism in Eukaryota, Metazoa, Chordata, Mammalia, Primates, Indriidae. Bases 1 to 1011 code for a protein of 336 amino acids. The record is from RefSeq and is a predicted model, not a curated record. The transcript has 7 exons.
AUGCAGCCGCCGCCGCCGCUGUGGCCGCUGCUGUGGCUGCCGCUGCUGCUGUUCGGCGCCGCGGCGCCCCCGCCAGACCCUCUCUCCCAGCUGCCUGCCCCUCAACACCCCAGGAUGCGUCUGUACAACGCCGAGCAGGUGCUGAGCUGGCAGCCGGUGGUCCUGAGCGGCAGCGCACGGCCAGUGGUCUACCGGGUGCAGUUUAAAUACACUGCCAGUGAGUGGUUCGAGGUCACCCCCAAGUCCGUAGGGGUGAACUGUACACAGAUCACAGCGACAGAGUGCGACUUCACCGCGCCUGGCCUCUCCAAGGGCUUCCCGAUGGAUUUCAAUAUCACUCUGAGACUUCGAGCUGAGUUGGGAGAACUCCAUUCUGCCUGGGUGACAAUGCCUUGGUUUCAACACUAUUUGAACGGUAAGAAAACUGGAGUGCUGCAAUGGGCCCUCGGAGACCUCACAGCCAGAAACACAGCCCUAAAGCUGUCGGCAUCUUUCUUAACACAACUCGCCUGUUUUCACGUGUCUGCUGCAAACCAUGUGGUUGUGGUGUUUUUAAAACAGGUUAAAGGCCCUUUUAAGAGCAACUCCAUUUUGUUGGAUGAUUUAAAACCCUUCAGAGUAUACUGCUUACGAGUCGAGGCACAACUGUUUUGGACAAAAAACAUCAUCAGACCUGGGCAGUUAAGCAACAUAUCUUGCCACGAAACAACAGCAGAUGCCUCCACCAAGCUUCAGCAAAUCUUCCUGAUCUCUGUGGGAACCUUUUCGUUGCUGUUGGCCCUGGCAGGGGCCUGUUUCUUCCUGGUCCUGAAAUACAGAGGCCUGAUUAAAUACUGGUUCCACACUCCACCCAGCAUCCCGUCACAGAUAGAAGAGUAUUUAAAGGACCCGGCUCAGCCCAUCUUAGAGGCCUUGGACAAGAACAGCUCACCAAAGGACGAUGCCUGGGACUCCGUAUCCAUCGUUUCAUUUCCAGAAAAGGAGCAAGAAGAUGUUCUCCAGACACUUUGAACCAAAGCACUGGUCUAGCCUGCCAGCUCCUGGGAAGAGGAUGAUGUCCUCUUCAUCAGCAGCCAGGGAAGCUGCUGAUGUUUCUUCUGGACGUUUCGGACACCAGCUACUCCAUAGUCCUGCCUCAAAAACGUCUGUCAGUGCUUCGUGAGAGACGGCAGGUCUCAUGGGGGAGACAAGCUUAUUUUUUUUUUCUUUAAAAUAAGAAUUUUCUAAAUCCUACAUUUCUAGAACAAUUCUACAGAGAUAUCCUAGAAAAAUUAAGGCUUCUCUUAAACACUAAAAAGGCAUGUAUUUAUUCUUAGCAAAAUGGAUACGGUACAGCUCUGAUACCUUUUUCAGUAUUGGUUGCGCUGGGCAGUCAGGAAACCAAGUCCUUUCCUCAACUCUGGAAAUGAGCCUGACACUGUCAGGUCACAUAACCUGUCCCCGCCUGUCCCAAUGAAAGACACUGAGCAGCCCUUCACGUACAGUCCGCUGGCUUAAAAUGUGAUUAAUUCUGUAAAUAUUGUCCUAGUAAUUUAAGUUUUUGUUUUUAAG